GACAAUAACAUUUCCAUCUAACGUCAAGGUCGGGAACAAAAUGGAAAUUGCAAGAUAAUAACAUGAACAACUUUCAAAAUAUUAUUAGAUAAAUUUUAUCGGGUAAAUCGUUAUGUUUUUUUUGAAACGAUUUUAUGACAUCAAAACAGUAAAGGCUUUUCUGAGGUGCUACAGUUUAAGCAGAAAAAAUCAUUAUGAAGUCCUCAAUUUACGAAAAAAUUGCUCCGAUAAAGAAAUCAAAGAAGCGUUCAUACAAAUGAGCAAAGAAUUCCAUCCUGAUAAAAACAAAGAUGUAAGGGCACAGGAAAAGUUUGUGCGUAUUGUGGAGGCGUACAAUGUGCUUGGGAAACCAACAAGUCGUGCGCACUAUGACAACAUGAUAGAGAUAGAAACUACUGGGUCCUCUUAUGUGUACAGAUCACAUGUAGCACACAAUAUACGGAGGAACCCACAGUACAGCUACUACUAUGAAUCCCAUGCAAGGACGUCUAACAGAACUACGAAUGAAAACACAAAUAAUAAUUUCUAUGGCGUGGCUGGCAUAAAGAAAUUACCAAACUAUGUCAUCAUUGCUAUGUGUACUGGGGUGGCCCUGAUUGGAGUUUUCCUGCAAGUGUUUGUAAUAAGAAAUUUAUACAUAGCACAGCGUAAACAAGCUCAAGAGAAGUCUCAACGUCUUGCAGAAGAAUUGGACAAAGUCCGGGCUGCAGCUCAGACAAAUGGAAAUGAGUUGCAGACUCGUCUACUACUUGACAAGAUCGUGGCAGCGGCGAACCCGACAGUCGCUACAGCGUCAUUAGGACAGGCUCUGGCGAACGAAAAGAAAAAUUCGUCGGAGGCUUUGCUCACGGAAUUAGGAUUGACGGAAAAGGCGAAACGCGCAGAAGAUUGGUCGUAUUCAACGAAAAACGAUUCACAAAUGCAAAACUUCAUCAAAAAACUUAUGUCAUCAUUAUUAUAAACUCAAUAUACAUAAUAUUAUGAACUAUUUUACAAUACCUAGUAUCUUGGAACUUACCUACAUAACUGGGUGUGUCAUCUUACAGGUUUGCUACGUAAAAUCUUCGUUGGUAGCUGAAACUUUUGUUUUAAAACUAAGUUAAAUUGGUCCUGUAAGCAAUUUGUAGAUUACUGUAACGUAAAGUCGAAUAUUAUAUACAUUUUUACAUAUA
Messenger RNA from Spodoptera frugiperda (fall armyworm), 1172 nucleotides. It is a transcript of the gene DnaJ-13, whose product is annotated as dnaJ-like protein 60. The record is from RefSeq and is a predicted model, not a curated record. Gene Ontology annotation, cellular component: endoplasmic reticulum membrane. Bases 113 to 961 code for a protein of 282 amino acids. The transcript has 7 exons. Gene Ontology annotation, biological process: cellular response to misfolded protein. NCBI's taxonomy places the organism in Eukaryota, Metazoa, Arthropoda, Insecta, Lepidoptera, Noctuidae. Gene Ontology annotation, molecular function: Hsp70 protein binding.